Nothoprocta perdicaria is the source of this 6568-nucleotide messenger RNA. It is a transcript of the gene KCNT2, whose product is annotated as potassium sodium-activated channel subfamily T member 2. NCBI's taxonomy places the organism in Eukaryota, Metazoa, Chordata, Aves, Tinamiformes, Tinamidae. The coding region runs from base 38 to 3553 and encodes 1171 amino acids. The record is from RefSeq and is a predicted model, not a curated record. Gene Ontology annotation, molecular function: intracellular sodium-activated potassium channel activity. The transcript is spliced from 30 exons. Gene Ontology annotation, cellular component: membrane. Gene Ontology annotation, biological process: potassium ion transport.
CCUUUUUAUUUUCGGCGCGGGAGCGGCGGCGGGCAGCAUGGUGGACCUGGACAGCGAGGUGCCGCCGCUGCCCCCGCGGUACCGGUUCCGGGACCUGCUGCUGGGCGACCAGGGCUGGCAGAGCGACGACAGGGUGCAAGUUGAAUUCUAUAUGAAUGAAAAUACAUUUAAAGAGAGACUGAAGCUCUUCUUCAUCAAAAACCAAAGAUCAAGUCUAAGAAUACGGUUAUUCAAUUUUUCUCUCAAGCUACUAAGCUGUUUCUUAUACAUAAUUCGUGUGCUCCUAGAUGAUCCUACGCAAGGACAAGCAUGUAAGGAAUUCAACCGGAGUUGUUCAAGUCAAAACUACACACCUGGAAUGAUUGAUUGGUCUCCUAUUAUUUGGGUGAAUCGAAGUUUGCCUUUAUGGGGAUUACAGGUUUCAGUGGCUUUAAUAAGUCUGUUUGAAACGAUGCUGCUGAGUUAUCUAAGCUACAAGGGAAAUAUCUGGGAACAAAUUCUGAGAAUACCCUUCCUGCUGGAAAUAAUUAAUGCAGUCCCUUUCAUCAUCACGAUUUUCUGGCCUGUUCUAAGAAACCUAUUUAUUCCUGUAUUUUUAAAUUGUUGGCUGGCAAAGCAUGCUUUGGAGAACAUGAUUAAUGAUCUUCACAGAGCCAUACAACGCACACAGUCUGCAAUGUUUAACCAAGUCCUCAUUUUAAUAUCCACCUUAUUAUGUCUUAUCUUCACUUGUAUUUGUGGAAUUCAGCAUCUGGAACGAGCAGGAAACAAGUUGACUCUCUUUGACUCCCUUUAUUUCUGCAUAGUGACAUUUUCCACUGUGGGCUUUGGGGAUGUUACACCCAAGAUAUGGCCUUCAAAGCUGCUUGUUGUCAUUAUGAUCUGUGUUGCUCUUGUGGUGUUGCCCAUACAGUUUGAACAGCUGGCAUAUUUGUGGAUGGAGAGGCAAAAGUCUGGUGGCAAUUACAGCCGACACAGAGCUCAGACGGAAAAACAUGUUGUGCUAUGUGUCAGCUCUCUGAAGAUUGACUUACUUAUGGAUUUCUUAAAUGAAUUCUAUGCUCACCCAAGACUGCAGGACUAUUAUGUCGUUAUUUUGUGUCCUACUGAGAUGGAUGCUCAGGUCCGAAGGGUGUUACAAAUCCCAAUGUGGUCCCAAAGAGUUAUCUAUCUGCAAGGCUCAGCACUAAAAGAUCAAGACCUGUUGAGAGCAAAAAUGGAUGAUGCUGAAGCUUGUUUCAUUCUGAGUAGUCGCUGCGAGGUGGACAGAACAGCAGCUGAUCAUCAAACCAUUUUAAGAGCAUGGGCAGUUAAAGACUUUGCUCCAAAUUGUCCUUUGUAUGUCCAGAUAUUGAAACCCGAGAAUAAAUUUCACAUCAAGUUUGCAGAUCAUGUUGUGUGUGAAGAGGAGUUCAAAUAUGCUAUGCUAGCUCUAAACUGUAUAUGUCCAGCUACUUCCACAUUAAUCACGCUGCUGGUUCACACAUCAAGGGGACAAACAGCACCAUGGGAAACUUUCAAACAACUAACUGGAACCAAGCAGACUUUAAACAGGGAGGGGCAGCAAUCAGCAGAACAAUGGCAGAAAAUGUAUGGCAGAUGCUCGGGUAAUGAAGUAUAUCAUAUUAACUUGGAAGAAAGUACAUUUUUUGCUGAAUACGAGGGGAAAAGUUUCACCUAUGCUUCUUUCCAUGCACAUAAAAAGUUUGGAGUCUGUCUGAUUGGUGUUAGAAAGGAGGAUAACAAAAACAUUUUGCUGAAUCCAGGUCCUCGGUACAUCAUGAGCUCUACAGAUAUAUGCUUUUACAUAAAUAUCACUAAGGAAGAGAACUCUGCUUUUAAGAAGCAAGAAAAGCACAGAAAAAAACAUGAAUCAAAAUUAUCUUAUCAUGGAACUUCUAGGUUGCCCGUACACAGUAUAAUAGCCAGCAUGGGGACGGUGGCUAUUGAUUUGCAAGACACGGGCUGCCGCACUUCCAGCGGGCCCACGCUGGCCCUUCCCUCCGAGGCGGGCAAGGAGGGCCGGCGGCCCAGCAUCGCCCCUGUUCUGGAGGUUGCGGACUCCUCCUCCCUGCAGACGUGCGACCUGCUGAGUGACCAGUCGGAAGAUGAAACUACCCCGUCAGACGACGAAGUUUCGGCAGGCUUAGAGUAUGCCAAAGGAUAUCCUCCUUACUCUCCUUAUAUUGGAAGUUCUCCUACAUUUUGCCAUCUUCUUCAUGAAAAAGUGCCCUUCUGCUGUCUAAGGCUAGAUAAGGGGUGCCAGCAUAAUUACUAUGAGGAUGCCAAAGCCUAUGGAUUCAAAAAUAAAUUGAUUAUAGUUGCUGCAGAAACUGCUGGAAAUGGUUUAUAUAAUUUUAUUGUUCCACUCAGAGCUUAUUACCGACCAAAGAAAGAACUAAAUCCUAUUGUAUUACUCCUGGAUAACCCGCCAGAUAUGCAUUUUCUGGAUGCAAUCUGUUGGUUUCCAAUGGUUUACUACAUGGUGGGCUCUAUCGACAACCUAGAUGACUUAUUAAGAUGUGGGGUCACCUUUGCAGCUAAUAUGGUGGUGGUGGACAAAGAAAGUACAAUGAGCGCUGAGGAAGAAUACAUGGCRGAUGCUAAGACUAUAGUGAAUGUUCAAACACUUUUCAGGUUGUUCUCAAGCCUAAGCAUUAUCACAGAACUAACUCACCCAGCCAAUAUGAGAUUCAUGCAGUUCCGAGCCAAAGACUGCUACUCGCUUGCUCUAUCCAAACUGGAAAAGAAAGAACGGGAAAAAGGGUCUAACUUGGCAUUCAUGUUUCGCCUGCCCUUUGCUGCUGGCAGGGUUUUCAGCAUCAGUAUGUUGGACACGCUGCUUUAUCAGUCAUUUGUGAAAGAUUAUAUGAUCUCUAUCACACGACUUCUGCUGGGACUUGAUACCACACCAGGAUCUGGGUUUCUUUGUUCUAUGAAAAUAACAGAAGAGGAUCUGUGGAUUAGGACAUAUGCCAGACUAUACCAAAAACUGUGUUCUUCUACGGGAGACAUUCCAAUCGGAGUCUACAGGACAGAAUCCCAAAAGCUUACAACAUCUGAGUCUCAAAUCUCUAUCAGUGUGGAAGAAUGGGAAGACACCAAAGAACAAUUUAAUUAUCGCAGUAAUCAUCGAAACUCGACAUCCAGCGACCAGUCAGAUCAUCCCUUGUUGCGACGGAAAAGCAUGCAGUGGGCCCGGCGCCUCAGCAGGAAAGUCCCCAGACACUCGGGCAAGACAGCGGACAGGAUAAGCCAGCAGCGCAUGAACCUCUACAGGCGGUCAGAAAGACAGGAACUUGCCGAACUCGUGAAAAACAGAAUGAAGCAUCUGGGUCUUUCUCCAGCAGGAUAUGAUGAAAUGAAUGACCAUCAGAAUACCCUCUCUUACAUCCUGAUYAAUCCUUCUCCAGAUACAAGAUUAGAACUGAACGAUAUAGUAUACUUGAUCCGACCUGACCCUUUGGCUUACGUUCCAAAUGCUGCACCCAACCGAAAAGACAGUUUCUGCAAUACASUGGGACAAGACACCAGGGAAGAAACACAACUUUGAUGUGGAACUCAUCACAAAAUUAAGAGACAGUUUUAUACAAAUAUGCUGUUUUCAGUAUCCAUUUUGAAAAGUAUUUUGAAUGAUGCAUUUCAUUCAAAUUUGAGAGCCAGAGAAAGGGAUAAUGGUAAGUGACCGUAAGUGACCAGCUUUAGAUAGAUGGUCUCUAGGAACUCUGAUUUUCUGAACUGUCUGCUUUCUAAUACAGUACAAGUAUCAAUACAGUAAACAAACUUUGUUACCUUAAUAGAAUUAUGAAAACUAUCACUUCUUAAYUGAUAUGAACAAAUUAUUUCAGAAGAACAAGUUCAGACCGAUUUCACAUAGAAGCUAAAUAUAUUUAUCAAAGUGACAACAUAACAGUGACUGAGCUCCUGACCUAUAUCCUGAAGCCACCUGAUGCCUGUGGAAAGACUACGCACAACUUGUAGUAGUAAAUAUUAUGUUAAUACCUACUUGUGCCAACGAGGCUUUGUGUGUUAACAGUCCAACCUUUCAGAUAAUUUUCAAGCUUAGCUUGUCAUCCAUUUAUAUUAGAACAKUCUGACAGCAGUCCCAUUAUAGGUGCUGGGACGGGGGUGUUGGAGAACACAGAUUAGGCUGCACAACACAGCCUAGUUUCUAAUUUGAGGUAUAUCUGCUGCCAAGGUAUUUCACAGGAUCCUAUCUAGAGGAAGUUUCCCAUCAUCUCACACAGGCAUUUCAAGUUAUAGUAGUUUUCUAGAGCUACUGAGGCAUACCUUCCUUUUGUAGGGAUAUAGGAAUUUUUUAAAGGCAGCCUUCUAACAUCUGUAGAAACUCAAAAACUACCCUCAACAUGAUGCCUCAAACAAUGGCAGCUCAAGCAGAACAUAACCCUUUUAAUCCAAACAAUUUGUUAGUGAGAAGCCUGUAUAGAUUUUGAAACAGAAGCAAGAGCACCCCUCCAGGAAACAUUCCAUACCACAGCUCCAAGAUGCCAGAACUGUUACUGUUCAACAAAAACAUCUAGAUGCUCAGUUAGUCAGAUUAGCACAAACUUGGUAACCUCAUAUGGAAACGGAUGUAUCAUAUUGAAAAUCAAUCUAUUGCCCAUUCCAGGAAAUGAAUAGAAUACUAAGUUGCAUGAAAAGGCACAGCAGAUUCAGUUGUUCAGCUUUUGCAUUUAGUGACCAAGAAAAUAUCAGAAGCUGCUACAAAGUCUCCAAUCUGCAGAUGUCAGAAUGCCACAAGUUUGGGUCAACCUUUCUACAGAAUAAGCAUGUCUGUAGAUGGUCUUCCAAAAUUACAUUCUUCCUUUGCCAUUUGUUACAGGAAGAGGAAAGAGAACACACAGAAAGGUAAAAGCCCUACUGUUAAAGAGAUCUAUAGAUAUCUGUUGUAUCUGUAAAUUUGGCAGGCAGUCUACACUUGCAAAACUGAUUUCUUUGAACUUUCUUCACGUACAGAUCUUGAUUCUAGAAACUACCUAUCCUAUUUUAUUUAGAAAAGCAACUACAUGGCUGGUUUUGUUUCAAAAUAUAAAAUGUCAACUUGUCCAAUGAACAACACAUGGAUUUGAGCAUGCUUACCAGUAUUAUAAGUAUGCUGAUACUAAAUCACAUUCASAUUAGUAGUGUCUGCUAUUGUCCUCUCCCUUCUUCCUAAUCGUUUUAAAACAUAACUACUUUUUGUUAAGUCAGAAAUCCUAAAGCCACAAUUACAAAAAUUCUCACAGUAGACUGAAGUCAUUUUGGUAUAACCAUCAGAAGAGCAGGAAUUAAAAGUUUUGACAAGAAAAAAAAAAGUAGCUGGAAAGCACCAUUUCUUAGCAUUUUUUCCCUCCAGAUAUUAAAGCAGUACUGGAGUUCAGAAAGGUUUCAAAGGUUUGCUUAGGACCUGGUGUUCAGUGCUUCUCCACCCCMAAACCAGACAUCUAUGCAAAUUAUUCACAGCUCAAGAUGAAAUAUUUCAAAUACCAUGUCCCUUUGGGACAUGAAACAAUUAAUAUUAACUGUUGGCUGGAGCCUGAACAGCUAAAAUAAAUGAAAAACCUCACAAUAAAUGGAACAGAAUUGCAUUCAAGACCUGGCAGAGCAACUGGCCCAGAAAAGACUGUGUAAUGUCAAAGAGUAUCCAUUUUUAGUACUUUCACUUCAGUGAGAAAAUUCAAUCCCAGCUGAAUUCUCAAAAUAAAAGACCCCAUUUGGGUUUUUGAAAAGCAUUCUCUCCAAAACGUUAGAAGAACCUUUGUUUCAUACUGGUGGUGUGUUCUGAUGGUCAGAAGUAGGUAUUUCAGAAACACGCUGGCAGGCCAGGCUGGCCACUUUCAGUGGCAUCCACAGACUUUCUCUAAAGGCAUCCAGUGGUGCAAGUGAACUGGGUAGGGUACCUACCACYGAGUGAAGGACUCUGCGGUAAGACCUACAGCUAGGAUUCAGAGCCUGGCAYUUAACAGCUUACACACCAACAGAAAAAGCAGUCAGGCGAACCAUCUCUUUGGACCCACCUCAAAGGAAAUGCUCAGCUACAGGGAACAGUAGCAGCUAAUGUCACCUGAAACUACCCUUGCUUAAUGAAUUUUAAAUUGCAUMUUAGAUCCAAAAGAUUUGCUUGAGCAAACAGGAAGGCAACUGGAAACAGAUGGCAGCCUUCCUUAUAAUUAACGGAAGGCAAUCUCUGAACAAUAUAACAUCCAAUUCUCUUCAGAAUCUGCUGGAAGCUAAGCAAGGCAAUAAAACUAAGAGCAGAUCUUCUGAAGCAGCAUUGCUAAUAAUCCAUGAAUAAACACUGUUGAAAAUACAUUGUCUUUGAAGUCCUGAGUAGAACAGUUCCAUUUCUACUGACGUAUCUUCACAGAGAGUCUCCCAACUAACUAACAGGACUUCAAACCUUCAAGAAUCAUCCUGAGGACUUACAUUCACAUGGAGACAUUCCUUUGGAGGUCAGGAAAGAGAUUCCUAGAGGGUCACACCACAGGUACUGUAAUGUUCACCCGCUUUCUUUGGAUCACGAUAAUCAUAAGCKCAAGACAUGGCUUGCUGGUUCGGAUAUUCUGCA